Messenger RNA from Pocillopora meandrina, 9176 nucleotides. Lineage: Eukaryota; Metazoa; Cnidaria; Anthozoa; Scleractinia; Pocilloporidae. The record is from the annotation of a GenBank genome assembly.
CACAAUUUCUCUGAAAGGAUCUUCUAAUUCUUGUAAAUGAGCUCGCUGCAACUGAUCUAGACUGUGUUGGUUAUUUCACUGGAGAAUGAAAAUGAAGAAAUUUGAUAACAAGAAGUGGUUUACUGUAAGAAGGGGUUGAUUGUGUUUUACCGUAGAGGAGGGUUCCUUUACUCAGUCCAUUGAAACAACUGACUCAAGAGCAACUGCAGUACAUCGAGAGCACUGAGUGUUGUGAUUAUUGCCACUAGAGAACAACUUACGCACCUUGGAUAGAACUCACAAAACUGUUCUACUUCUGUACAGAGCUUUUUGAACAGAUCUUGAUUCUUUAUUAAAGAUCACAAAAUUGGUAAUUCUCAGACUGAUCAGAUUUGCGGUGUGGUUUAGGGUUAGCAACAGACAGCGAGUAAACAGAAAAUCACAGUAUUUUGCUCAUUGAGGACCAUUUCAUUCUAGCCAAAGAUCAGUAUCACCAUCACUACGGAAGUUUUUUUUUCCGUGAAGAAAUUAUAACACAAGUAUAUGGUACUUUGUGUGGCAAUUGAAAGGACAUGGCUGAGUUGGAUGGGAACGACAAGGACAGGAUAUUAGAGGGUGAUGGAACUGUCAAAAAGGUUCGGGAGAAGAGGAAAAAGAAGAAGGCAAAAAAUUCAAACUCUAAUGAUCAUUUGCCAUUUUCAGAGAGGCAAAAUAGUGGAAUUUUGCGACAGGUUUCAAGUAAUAGUAACGGAGAACAACCGAAGCGCGUUCAAUUGGCGCUUGAACCAGUGGCAAGUCGAGAACAAUUGAUUCAAAUCCACGAAGAACUAAAUAGCCCCCAUCCCAUAUCACGAGCAGAAAUCAACCGGGAUGAAAAAGAUUUGAGGAAACUUGCUUUGCAUCUAGCGAUGAGUAAAUCAGAGGAGGGGAAAAACAGCAAAUAUCUACAUCACGAUUAUGUCUUAGUUCAUAGAACAGGUGAUAAUCGAAAUCUGCACGAGAAACUGAGGAAGAAAUUCGAGGCUGAACUUCAUCUACAGGGGUUCAGGGUGGAACGAAAAUACACUUCAAACAAGACAUUUCUGAUAUUGCAUUGUUCAUUUGAGAGACUAUGUGAAGAAGCGGAACAUGUCUCUUUGGAAAUGCCUCUUGCUGGGGUAAGCCAGUCCAUCUCUAUUAAACAGCCAUGCUUAAUAAGUAUGCAUUGUUUGGAAAAACGUUAGCCUUCAGCUGAUUUUAUGAUAAGAGAAGGGGAAGUUAUCACUUGUAAUGAAGGCGGCUAAGAUAAUUAGAUAUCAGGUAGAGGAAGACACACAAAACUGAAAUAGCAAAGCAUCAUUCUAUAGUCUUGAUUAUUAUUCAAAAUUAAGGAUGCUGCAAGUUAUUAAAUUUUUAUCUCUUGUUUGCAGUAUGUUGUUCCAGAGACAUCAAGAAACAGUUUAUGGAAACAAUUUUGGGAUAAUUUUAAAACUGAUGAUGAAGGUAUUUUUGUAACUGAUUAUUUAAAAUUAAGGAUGCCUGGUGAUAUUAUGAAUUUUUUCUGCAUCUGAAAAAUACUUUAAAUUGAGAGAUUAAAUUGAAAAUCAGUUUGCUUCCACUUACAUUGUGAUUAAAAUGAUGCUUGUGUCUUUCUUGCAGUUGAUUUUGUCAGUGCACCAUUCUGUGUUUCAAAAUCUCAAAUUUAUGAGGGAGUAGAAAAUCCAGACACAUUCUUCAGACCAGCUCUUAGAUCACUUUUGGUGGGUAGAAAUCAUCAAUGCAUACUUUGUAGAGUGACAUUAAAUUUCAAGUAAUGUUUCAAUUAAUUUUAUAAAUUUAUUCAAUUGUAUAGGUUCACCAUAUUUUAACAGAUUUAGAUGUCAGAGACAAAGAAAGCAAACGUCUUGGUCAGAAUGCACAAGGUCAACCUUUAUAUUUUGUUCUCACAUUUAUUAGAAGAUCCAGUGAAAAUUUUAUAAGCUGAAAUCUGAUUGAUGAUCCUCUUGAUUGUUGUUAUUCUUUAUGCUGUGUUUAUGAUGGCCCCUCAAGCGUAAGAAACAAUCUAUCAAUGGGCAAUCAAACUGUUAUUAGGUUAUCUAGCUAGUUACAUUGCAUUUGAUAUUUUUUGCUGUGUUCAUUUCACAUCUAAAAUCAUUCAGUGGUUGCUCAAAUUGAAAUCAUUAGUGACAAGUGUUCUAGAUGUUACAAAAAGGAAGAUGAGGAUGUAAUUGCUUUGGGGAAAACUGUUCUAUUUGCCUCAGAUAUAUGCACUGUGCAUAUGGACUGUGCACUGUGUCUGUGCUUAUGGUUCAUGGUCUGUUUUUAGGUCUUGGGUACAUGCUCAUGGAAGAAGCAUACACUGAUGCAUUCAUUCUACAUGAAAAGUCUGAAUAUGAUUCUGAGUUUCCACUGGCUGAUGCUGGUGAUGAUCAUAGUUUUCCACAUGGUCAGGAUAUUGCUGAUCCUCGCAAAGCCCUGCAUGACACAUGGCUCAAGCAUUUCAGAUAUCAGCCUCUCUGGAAAAUAAGGAAUUAUUUUGGAGAAAAAAUCGCCCUCUAUUUUGGCUGGCUUGGUGAGUGACCUGUAGAAAAGUUUUGGGUGAAUUUUGCAGAACCCUUAAAUUUAAUGGCACAGUGAAUAACCUGAUUAUAAAUACAUUAAUAAUUUUGUCUUAUCUUUUAAUUUUUUUUUUACAUUUCAGGUUUGCUUACCAUGUCACUUGUCAUACCCAUGCUACUGGGGUUGGCCAUUUUUCUUUGGGGACUUAGUGUUGCGUAAGUAAUUUUCCAAGUUGAUCAUUAAUAAAAACAGUUUCAUAUGUUAGGUUCUUGUGUUUUAUCCAAGCACCAUAAGGGAUGAUAUAACAAGUAUCAAAUGGUACUAAUGCACACUUUGCCAUAAUGAGAUUGCAAAAAGUUGUGUUAAUACAACAAUUCCUUUUGUGUCCUUGAAGUAAGCUGUAAACUGAACAUGUGUUUAUUUCCGCCAUGAAUAAACUACUUUGUGGGGAAUAUACAGUGUAAAACACACCCACAAUUCUUGCUUAAGGAGGCAGUUUUCAGCAGUGACUUUUAUUUCAAUUUUGUUUUGUGGACUUCUAACCUUGUGCAGCAUGCUUACUUAACAUGUAUGUUUUAUAAUUCCAUUCUUUCUAAAGACCCGUCAUGUCCAUGUAAUCACAGAACUGUACUGCAUGUAUGGAUUAUACAUUUAUCUGCAACUUUGAUUCCUUGAGAGUGAGAUGUAAUCCUAAUUAUUCUCUCUUUGUGUUCCAAUAUUCUAGGUACAUGAAUGACUAACAUAUGAAAAAUAUCUUCAUUUGUCCCACCUGAUUGAUGAUCCUUAUAAAUUAUGGUUACAAAAUUUGACCAGUUGUGAAGGUUCUUUCCAAAUCUUCUUUCCCUUGCAGGAAGAAAAUUAUUUCUGAUAGCUGUUUACCUUGACAUAUUGUCUUCAUGGCACAUGGUCUCCCCUGUUUUACCCAAAAUAUACUGCUUUCUUUGCCUUGCAAUCUGUUGAUCUCUUCCUUACUGUGUGUGCAUGGCUUUGUUUAAGAGUCUUUGACUUACUCAUGGUCAAACUUGAGCUGGAUAGACCUUUCUUCUUCUUUCCCUCAACUAGCACUCUUCAACUCUUUAGAGAUGUACAUAUAACAGAAUUUGGUAGGUGAGUUGUUUACUGGGGUCACCUGUUUGUUUCUUUGUAGUGGAUUGACAUUUUCUUUUACCAUGUUAUUCUUCUCACCUCAAGUUAACUCAUUCUUUUCUUUUGUUUUAAAGAGUUGACUUGAUCUCAGAAAAUCCUUUCUCAAUUGUCUUUGUCAAUUGUUACACUAAAGUUUAAGUUCUUAAUUGAACUUUUACAGAUGUUUGUUCAUGCAUUGUCACUGCCUCAUACUCCUUACAUAGUAUAUCUUUCAUUCUUUACAUGUUAUAAUUGUCAAAAAGUCCUUAAUAAGUACUCUUAUCUGUGCUAGUGGCAGACUUUUCAACAACUUCAAAGGAAUUCAUUCAUAGUCUCAACCCUCUAACCUCUCCUAAUACUGUUAACCAUUGCUCUAAUACUGUUAACCAUUGCUCUAAUAAUGUUAACAAUUGCUCCAAAGUUCAAACCAUUCACUGUUCAUUAUUAAUCAACCAUUUGAGGAAAUUCUCCAAUCACUAAAUGCCUAAGUCUCUUACAGUUUUGAGACUUCAAACAGCAUUGGCUAUUAGUGCUUUUCUUCGCUCAUAUUGAUGUAAACAAAGUUUUUUACACUGAUUGAUCUUGAGAUAUUUAUGACAUUCUCAAUGGCUUUUUGGAAAAUUUUCAAGCAAAUUUGCUGAAGUCAGAAAUUCCUUCUAUUGGUCUUCCCUCUUAAGUCUAUUUGGUUAAUUUUAAAUGGUGUUUAUUCAAAUGUGGCAACCCUUCUCUCCGUUUAUCCUGUAUGGAAAACUAUUUUGGCUUUGGUCAGGAGGACAUGCUGGGUAACAAAUUGUGUAAAUUAGUUUAAUCAGAAGAUGAUCUACAUGUUUCUUUAUCUCUUUGUUAUAGAAUAAGAGAUAAUCCUUUAGGUGAGAAGGAUGAGAAUACAACAUCUACCUCCACCUUAACAGCUUGGGCAAAGAAUGCAUUUGACAAUGAUGCUACACCCUUCUUUGCGUUAAUAAUAUGCUUGUGGGGUAAGUUUCAUUUUGAAACCAUAAUUGUAAGAUAGACUUGGUUUAUUUAAGUGUCAAUGUUUUUAGCAUCUACAUGUAGGUGCCAGCUGGACAUAUCACAGGUAAGUAAAUAAAUCUCGUACAGCUAUAAACGCAACGCAAACCUGAUUUCUUUUUAUAGAGCAUUAAAGGGGUCGAAGUUGAGUCCGCAGCCAUCAAGAAAUAAAUCAAACUGGGUGUCAGAUUGGAAGUUUUGAUGACCAAAUUUCAAUCCGGCACCCUAAAACCUGACACUUUGUUUGUUACUUUGUUUUUGUCUGUAAAUUGUCGUAUCAGUUCUGUGUUCAUAGGCAUGUUUCUCUUUGGCAGGUACAUUCUUUUUGGAGCGAUGGAAACGAACAAAUGCUAGACUAUCAUACCAAUGGGAUGUUGAUACGUUCGAAGAACAGGUACCCUGUAUAUGGAACAAGUUUUGUUCUUCCUUUCCACUGUGAACAUCUUCUAACACCGUCAUUAUGUAAUGUUUUCAGGAGCCAAAUCGCCCACAGUAUUAUGGAACUGUCAUUAAGAAGGUAAGAUUUUCGCACAUCUUCGUUGGGAAAUUAUUGCACCAUGAAAUUAUUACGUCAUGAACUCUUCUUUAAUGGUAAAUUUGUAUGUGUUGUUGUUGUUUUUUUUCAGGACCCAGUAACAGGAGAAGAUAUCUCAGUUUAUCCAGCUUUAAGAAGAUUUUUCAAGAUGAUGGGCUCAUUUGGGGUCAUGCUCUUUAUGGUUCGUUUAUGUUUUCUUCGUCUUUAAUUUUGAGUGGAUGUUCAUUACACUUGAAGUACAUGGACAUUUUUCGCCCCAUAUCCUGUGAAUGAUCUGAGUGACUUUUAACAGUGUGUUUCAAAAGUAAUUUCACCCAGAAACUACACCACAAAGACCUAAUAGCAAUUAUGAAAGUUUAGACAUCAAUAAUCUUCUUGUUCAUCUGUUAACGCGAGAGCUUUGUUUGAUUCCCUUUUCAGAUUUGUUUGGUGUUGGCAAGUGUCGUCGCUGUGAUUAUUUAUCGGGUCAUUGCCAGAGUAGAUUUGUUCCAAAGCAGAGGAGAAGCAGGCCAGCUGAUAGCAAGCGUUACCUCAACAUUCCUCAAUACUGUUUCUAUCAUGAUCAUGGGCAAGGUUUGUAUAUUACAGAUAAAUUAUCUGUGUAAUUUCCUACAGUUUUGUAGCUGAGUGCACGUGUCGCAUGGUAAGGGUGAGUGGUAAUAGCAAAAUCUUCUUCGUGUUUAUUUCAGAUUUAUCAGAAGUUAGCAGUCUACCUUACGGACUGGGGUGAGUCUGAUUUCAGUUAAUACGAAUGAAUUCUUCAAAUUCGACCGUAACUUUGUGAUUCUGUAAAUAAAACUUCUCUGUUUCUUUUCUUUAUAGAAAAUCACCGGACUCAGACUUCAUAUGAAGAUGCGCUUAUCUUAAAGUUGUUUGGAUUUCAGUUCGUGAAUUCAUACACAUCGUUGUUCUACAUAGCUUUCUUUCGUCAGGUACAGCUUUGAAUGGAACUUAAACACCACAUGUCAUUAUUCGUUCCUUUACUAUCGUAAAGGGCCACACUUAAUCUUUCUUAUGUCAUCAAUUGUUUACCCAGGGUACCAAGGAAAGUGGCGUGAUUGGUAAAGGGGAAAACUACAGUGACGAGUGCGGAGAAAACAACGACUGUAUGAGUCUUUUAUCGCUACAAGUCGCCAUGUUAAUGAUCAUGAAACCUCUUCCCAAACUCUUCAGUGAUGUCAUUAAACCGUGAGUAUGAUCAUUGCUAAAAUUUGUAUCUAUACUGAACAUCUUUGUUGUUGAGAAGUCGAUGAAAACGCGAGUGACCAAGUCGCGAUUGGUUUUAAUUUUGCAUCUGAUUAAUUUAGUGAAAUUUUUAGAGACCAAACUGUAGAGCGAGAUAAAAUAAAACCCGUGUAAUCCCAGAAUACUUUCGACGUCCUCAAUGUCAAACUGCUGGUAACCUGCUAACUUUGCCUCUGUAGUUGGUUGGUGAGCCUUUGGAGGAGAAAAUGCUGUAGCAACAGAGUUUCAGUAAGCGGUGAAAUCACAUUCAGUGUAGAAGAUUACUUAGAGAGGGAGAGAAAUAAAGCUGAACUUGGAGAUUUUACACUGUCUGAAUACAACGAGAAAGGUACGUCCAGUCUAGAACUCUGUUGUCUUAUGUACUGCCAUAGAAUUAUUUGCAAGUGAAUUGGUUUCAUAUUCACUAAGAAACCAUGGCACAUUUCCUAUACGUACUCACUGAAUAGUUUUAAUGUAACAAAUAUCAACAUUUAUCCUGUUGAACCACCUUAUUCUAUCUGUCGAAUUCAGUUUUCUCACGGUAAUUAUCGUUACUUUUAUCUUCACAGUGCUACAGUACGGAUUCCUCAUGGUAAGGAUCAAGACUCCUUUGUGAAAUAUCAGCUAAAGUUUUUAAAUUUUUUAUUUGUGUAAAUAUUAAUUUCAACUGCGUCAUCCUUUAAGCUUUUUGCAGCAGCGUUUCCGCUGGCCCCACUGAUUGCACUGUUGACCAAUGCCAUCGACAUGAAAGUGGACGCCAGGAGGUUGCUAUGGACGAACAGGCGGCCAGUAGCCUUCAGGGCAGAAGACAUAGGUUAGUGUAGUAGCAAUCUUCCUGACUGGUUUUAUACCUUUCCGUUUUCUGUGCUCUCCACUAGUUACACAUUCUUUGGCUUGUUUUUUUGUUUUUUUUUUUCCGUGCCAAGACUAGUUCGUACUGAUAGUUUCCGUGUGCUUUACACCGGUUACGAGUAUUGGUUUCAGCUUAUAGCUCAUCUGAGAUUUGUUCUGAAAUUACAACAAAACAAAUCGCUUAUUUUAGGACCUGUGAAUUCUCUGCAACAUUUCCUUUUGUCUCUCCACAAGGCACGUGGUACAGCAUUCUAGAAUUUCUGAACGUGGCUGGCGUGGUUACCAACUCGUUCUUGGUGGCAUUUACGUCAUCGUACGGUCGAUCAUGGGAAGGCGAGCCGUCCAAGACCAACACAACUGAAACCAUAUUCAACAGCACAACAAACACAACCGAACAGGUUAUCAUCGUCACUGAACAUGUUACAGGACUAAGCAGGCUUUGGCUUAUAAUUGGAUUUGAGGUACGACUAUCAUCUCUCUUCUUUUUUUGGUACCGGAGUUAAUUGGAGCAAGGUACUGAUACGCUUAAACUACAAGGCUUAGCUGUGUUGAAAAUUCUCACUUGAAUAAUUUAAUUCUCUUUUCAGCAUAUAGUGUUUACAAUUAAGUUCCUGAUUGCCUACAUUAUACCCGACGUACCUGCCGAUGUUAAGAUGGCUCUGUCAAAGGUAAUAGCUUUAUAGUGACAUAGUUAAGGGUGCAAUGUCCCAAAGUUUUGAUUUGUAUGAAAAUAGUAUGAAACCCUCAAGAUAUGAGUUUUUAAAGGAGAUGGGCACCAAUCAGAUGAGAACAACCCACAAAGAAUGAUGCUUAGGAAUGGAAAAGAAGAAAUAAUACUUGCAUUAGUGAAAUUUGUGAAUUUGAAAAAUCGGGUUAAAUUUUCUGGGGGUGAAAACCGCAACAUAGUUACUUCAUUGCCUCUAACUUCUACUACGCUUCUUCGGUGUGCUUUGUGAAAAAAAGUUCUACGUUGAUAAUCAUUUUGUAUGAUGACUAAAUUAUCUACUCAAUUUUUCACAGGAAAAGUAUCACGUGACCAACAUUCUUGCUAAGGCAGGUAUGCGCAAAGGGCCUGGUAACAAGCUGGCAGAAUCUUUUUCGUCAUACAGAAGUCGCGGGGCUGAAAGUGAACAUACUUCAUCACCUAACUCCACUGAAGUUCACAUGACCGCCAGUGGAAAAAGACUUGAAAAGAAUACCGCUGACAACGGAAAAGUGGAAGUGGUUGUGGAAAGGUCACCGGUGGAGGGUGGUAUGGAGAGAAAUUUCUCCUCCCCAAGAUCCAACCGUCUGAAACCAUUACCUACAAACUAUACGUCUAAACAUGCAAUUAGAACGUGAUUCAUGGCGGGGGUGGGGAGAAAUAAGAAACAAGUUUAAACUCCACGUUAGGUCGUGAAUCUAAAUGGAGAGGAAAGAAGAAACACAACCAAACACGCCUUUUGAAAACAAAUACAUGAGGAGAGAGAAGUAAAGAGCCAAGAGUUCGAUACUGUACAAGACAUUGGGUGCUCCGAGAAGUAAAUAUAUUGUAUAAAAUGAUGAACAAUUGCUCUAGUUAUAUUUAUACAAAAGUUUCAAAAGGUCUAGGGAGGUUACCUUCCGCGCAGGAAUGUUACCGAACCUUAUCGUAAGCUUAUUUUCGUCCAGUUCAGUUUUUAAGUGGGACGGAAGCCUAUUUAUUUUGUUUUAGAGUAUUACAGGAAAAUUUUACCGUCUCAAUGAUUAGAAAAUAGGUUAGCUUUUAAAGUUUCAUACGUACGUUCAUAGAACAACCACACAAUUAUCGUUGUGCGUAACUAAGAUAUUUAUAUUCACUCUCUCGUGGUAACAUUAGGCUGGCAAUAAGGAAGUAAGUAACUUUAUUUGUGUCAAACUUGAAGUAGAAGAGGCGAAGAAAAGAAUCCCUUAA